Messenger RNA from Dentiscutata erythropus, 724 nucleotides. The record is from the annotation of a GenBank genome assembly. NCBI's taxonomy places the organism in Eukaryota, Fungi, Glomeromycota, Glomeromycetes, Diversisporales, Gigasporaceae.
GGGUAUGAAAUAUCACAGCUACAUCAAGAGAUUUAUCUAUGAAGAAUAUUUUGAUCCUCAAACUACUGAUGAAUCUACAUUUCUCAAGACUUUGUUUAAUAAUCCAUUCUUUAGAAAAGAAUGUCUGGUUCAACAUCAAAAUACAUGGUGUGAAAUGAAAGGUCUUGUUGAUGAGGUAAUAUAUAAGAGAUUGGAUUGUCAGGUUACAAAUUUAGAUUUUUUCGAUAGACUAUAUAAUCAUGAUAUCCUACGUUCAAGCGGUGCAAUCAUAAAAUCCUUUCCGAUUUACAUUAAUUCAUUUCCAGUAACUGACAAACUUCGCCAGAUCUUUUUAUUACCUCAAUCUUCAAAUUAUGACUUAUUUAAUGAUAAUGACCGUAACGAGUUUAUUUUUCAUGUACUUCAAGGUGUUUGUCUUGGUGGUGAUAUUUGUCAGUUUGAAGAUGAGAUUAAUAAAUAUUUUGAGGUUGUCAAGAGUAUUUAUCGAGAUUUAAUUUGUGUUCAGAGAAAUACAAGCACUGGAAAUUUAAUGGUACAAUCUUAUGUUUAUAAAAUAAAAAACUUACAGGGUACUUCAUUAUUACCACCAUUGUUUCCAAUUUCUGAAAGUAAAGAUGAAAGUAUAGAUAAUGUUCCCUCUAAUAAUUUUUGCUAUGUUACGGUCGAUCCUGUCAGAAGAUGGGUCAAUGUUUGGUACCAUGCUGCUUGUGAAUAUUUUUGUUGA